AUGCUCGCCCGGAGUGCCGUGACAAGAUGUGGCAUCGGUAGGGUGCGAAAGCCCUUUUCCUUCACGCCCAACUUCCGAUUCUCGAGGGUCCCAGCUCGACGCCAGUAUGCCACGGCCGGCGCGGCUCCUGCAUCGAGCACCAUGAGCUCUGCAGGCAUGCUCGCUCCUUUUAUGAGCGAGCUCGACAAGAUCGCACCAUCGUUCCCCAUCAAUGGCUCGCAAAUUCGGAUCCUGCAGACGCCGGCCGAGUUCUACGAGACGCUGAAGGACAAGAUCUCCAAAGCGGAACGGCGCAUCUUCCUGUCGACUCUGUACAUUGGCAAGACAGAGCGGGAGUUAAUAAAGACGCUGCAAGAUGCUCUGCGGAGGAAACCAGAGCUCAAGCUGAGCAUUUUGACGGACGCCCUGCGUGGCACAAGGGAAGCACCACAACCGUCUUGCGCCUCGCUCCUGGCGCCUCUUGUCGACGAGUUUGGACCAGACAGGGUCGAGAUCCGGAUGUACCACACGCCGAACCUGACCGGUCUGCGGAAAAAGUACAUACCUAAGAGAAUAAAUGAGGGUUGGGGACUGCAGCACAUGAAAUUGUACGGGUUCGAUGACGAGAUACUUCUGUCUGGGGCGAAUCUCUCGACGGAUUAUUUUACGAACCGGCAGGAUCGAUACCAUCUUUUCUCCUCAAAAGACGUCACUGAUUUCUUCUGUGGACUACACAAUGCCGUGUCGUCUCUGAGCUUCAGGAUAGAACCGUCGAGCUCUGCAGCUGGCUUCGAAAAGGUCUGGCCGGUCGAGAAUGCUGCGCCUUCUCCUCUCGACAGCCCGAAGCAAUUCGUAUCUCAGUCCACUUCCUUGAUCAAAGGAUUGAUCAAACCUGAUAAAACCCCGUCAGGCGAGUCGAAAGGUGACUUUGACACAAGUGUCUAUCCCUUGGCACAAAUGACACAGCUAUUGUCGCCAGAUACGUCGACGGAGUUACCUGCCCUCACGCAUGUUCUGAAGACUCUUGCAUCUCCCGAGUACUCCAAUUCAUCCUGGACCUUCACCGCCGGAUACUUCAACCCAGCGCCAUCACUCACCAAGCUCCUACUUGCCACGGCAUCACACCACAACGUUGUCAUCACCGCGUCCCCCUUCGCGAACGGCUUUUAUCAAUCCAAAGGUGUUUCCGGCAUGUUACCAGAUGCGUACACGUUGCUCGCGAGGAAUUUCCUCCACGACGUGCACCAUCGCAAGAAGGACCUAGCCAUCACGCUCAAGGAGUGGAGAAAGGGCAGCGUCAACGAGCCAGGCGGCUGGACGUACCACGCCAAAGGCAUCUGGGUGACCUUGCCUUCAGACUCGAAUCCCUCGCUGAGCCUGGUAGGGAGUUCGAAUUAUACGAAACGAAGUUACUCCCUGGAUAUCGAGGCCAACGCGAUGAUCCUGACGAGGAACGAAGAUCUGAAAAAGAGGCUUGGUGACGAGCAGCGCUGGCUACAGGAACACGCCACUCAAGUCACGAGGGAUGACUUUGCCAGGACGGAGCGCAGAGUCAGUCUGAAGGUGCGGCUUGCAAUGUGGAUCGUUUCGCUGGUCGGCGGUGCGCUGUAA
Diaporthe citri is the source of this 1590-nucleotide messenger RNA. RefSeq lists its product as uncharacterized. The record is from RefSeq and is a predicted model, not a curated record. Gene Ontology annotation, biological process: cardiolipin biosynthetic process. Gene Ontology annotation, cellular component: mitochondrion. Lineage: Eukaryota; Fungi; Ascomycota; Sordariomycetes; Diaporthales; Diaporthaceae. Gene Ontology annotation, molecular function: CDP-diacylglycerol-glycerol-3-phosphate 3-phosphatidyltransferase activity. Bases 1 to 1590 code for a protein of 529 amino acids. The transcript has a single exon.